CACCAGUCCACCUGUCCAGUCCACCGGCCGCGCCUCAGCUUUCUUCAGUCCAGAGGGGGAAAAAAACAGAGAUUUUAUCUCUGUCCACCGCACUCGAGACCCGUGCAUUGCGACACUUAGCAAAGACGCGCGCGAGUCAUUGCCUAACUCCAACCCUUCGAGAAGCCUUCCUUUUUGCCGGAGCUGUUUCCGCGACUACAUUAAUUGUCUGUUUGUUUUUGUUCGGGUUUCCCCAUUGCCCGUGCAUUUUUGUUGUUGUUGCUCUGGAAGCCACUCACUGCAAAGGAAGGAAGGAAGGAAGGAAGGAAGCAGCAGCAGCAACAGCAACGGCAGCAACAGCAUCAGCACUCAGCAGCAAAACAAAGAAAAAGAAAGAGCAGGAAGACUAAGGACUGGACGGAAAAAAAGCAGACGAACGAAACGAGGAAAAAAAGAACCUAACGAACCACCGUUCAUCAAAGUCCCGUCCAGUGCUCUUACCUACCUAGAGGUACCUACCCGACACUACCUACCGCCCGGCCCAAAGCAAGCACGCACGGCACACACCCGACCGCCGACGCCAGCACUGAAGACCUGACGCAUCGAAAAGCCCCCCCCCCCCCCCAGCAGCACUACUCUGAGGCGCCCCAAAACCCAAAAAGCAGCCAGCCGGCACCCAAACCCAGAAAACACACGCCAACCUAACUUCUCCAACCGACCGACCAUCCCAACUUACCUUACCAUCCCAUCCCAUCCCAUCCUCCCGGCACCCUCCUCCACACAAACCUCGUGCGACGGGCCGAUUCAACCCCAGACUGCAUGCGAUUGACUCUGGAGAGUCUCCACGAUCCCGCUUAGCUGCCCCAGAUCAUCUACAACCUUAUUGUUUCUUUUUCUCAAAUAGGGCCGCAUAUGUCGGCGCUGGCUUGAAGCAUAGCACAAUUUCGCAUCCAGUCUAGCUAGCUUGGCUUGUCUGUGUCUGUCUGUCUACCUACCUACCUAGCCAAAAGCGACCUUGUUCUUCCCUUGUCCACGGCCGGCCCACGCUGCAACCAACUGCACCUCAUACCGAACGACGGACCGAUCCAAACGAGGAACCGCGAUAACAUCAUACAUACCCACAUCGAUACCUACUACAUACAUACAUACAUACCUGACCCUUCCGUCCAAACAAACAGCACCACUCGCAUCUCGUCCCAUCUUUACGCCAUACAAGGGGUCCACCGGUGCCACCAAGGGCCGCUGCCACGGACACCGCACGACCGCUACCUACUAAAAAAAAGUCCGUCCGCGUACCUUGCCUUGCACCGACCAGUAACACGACGGACGACAACAGGGUGGGCUUCAAAUACAUCGCCAUGUCCACCGCCGUCAAACGCGCGUGCGAUGCCUGUCAUCGUCGCAAGGUCAAGUGUGAUGGCAUCAAUCCGUGUCGAAAUUGCCACGCCUCGCAGUUGACCUGCACCUACAAUGCCAUCCCCCAGAAGAAGGGCCCCAAGGGCUCGCGCGCAAAGGUCAUCAGCGAACUGCGCGAAACACAGCGACAAACAAGUCUCUCCGCCAAGGUCCAGAACCGCCUGAAUGGCAUCAACAGCCCGCCUGCGAGCCCGAACCUGGCCCCGACUCCCGGCCUCCUCACGAGCGACAUGGUCAAGGAAUGCAUCGAUUUCUUCUUCACCAACAUGUACACAUCGAUGCCCAUCCUAAAUCGCCAGCGACUCGAGCAGCAAGCCCUCUACGUCGACCAGAGUGUCGACACAUACUGUGUGCUUACGGCCCUAUGCGCCUUCAUGUUCCUGCAGCCCGGCAUGCCCAUGCCCGGUGGCGAUCCCUACAGCUUCGAGAACAUGCCUGGAGCCAACAUUGUUUCGAGCACGCUACUGCUGGAGGAGACGCUUCGUGUCCGCAAGGCUUUCGAAUAUUCCGACAACCCGAGCCUCAACACGUUGGUCACCAGCUACUUCCUCUUUGCGUGUUUCCACGGCCUCGACAUGCACGAAAAGGCCUGGUUCCAUCUGCGCGAGGUCACCACAAUGGCGCACAUUGCUGGGAUGAACAAGGAGGACACGUACUCGCAAACGCAGUACGACAUUAUCGAGUCGUCUCGUCGCAGACGGUUGUACUGGCUUCUUUUUGCCACGGAGAGAGCCUAUGCCCUCCAGCGACGUCGGCCCUUGACCCUUGAGGCGACCAUCAACCCUCCUACCAUCAACGAUGACAACACCGAACUGCUGCCCCAUCAGCUCAACGGUUUCUUCCAAAAGGUUAACCUGUUCCGGGCCUUUGACAACACCCUUCUCCCUCUUUGGAACAAGACAAGAGACGAGUGCGCCAGCUACUUCAGCGGGUUACAAAAGAGCUUCGAUGACAUUCUCCCAGGAUAUCUCCGUGACGAGGACAACCAGCUCAACGAGAUGCAGAUGAACCAGCAGUGGCUCAAGAACACGUCAUGGCAGUUGACGGUGGCGAGCGGAAACAGCACAGAGGCCGGUCUUCCUUACCCAUAUCCGGUUGAUAUCGCCAACGACUUGCUUCCCAUGGUUGCCAAUUUCCCCGGCAACCUCGGUCUUCCUGGCUUGACCUUGAUCGAGAAGCUUCUCGGCAUCACCUGCACUCUUACCGACGUGCUUUCCAACCAGCCAUCGAGGCGGAUCCCCUUCAAGGUGGGCCCGCGUGAGCAGCUUCACCAGGUCCUGAACGUUCUUUCGGUGCUUCGCUCUGGUGAUCACCGAUUCCUGCCGCUUCUUCUCGGCAAGGUCCACGACUUCAUCCCUACGCUGGCGAACCCGAUGCUCCAGUUUGCACCCGAGCAGCCCAACCUUGGCCUGCCUCCUUGCAACAUUGACAUCUUUGAUGGAUUUGGCAACGCUGGCAUGGGUCAGCCUGCAUGCUUUGAUUACGACGACAACAAGUUCAGUCUUCCUCGCAUGGACGAGUUGAGCAAUGACUCUGGAAGCCCUCACGGAGGACAUUCCAACAACGACAUGAGCUCUCCAUAUGGCAACUCCCCUUCCAUCAUGUCUCCAACCGGUCAGAUGGACAUGCACCAUGGCCUCCCUGCCGAGUUCACCACAUUACCCGAGAUGGUGAUGAGCCCAACAAGCCACGCGCCACCGACAACACUAGGUGCGCCCAGUAGCAUGACCGGUCAGCAGUCGCAUCACGGUCACCACCCAUCAAUACCCGCCUUUGCCAAUAUUAACCAGAUGCAAGGGAUAAACACGGGGAACAUCACUUCGGCUCCAAACCUAUCAAUGCCACAACCAAUACGCAUGGGCCAGGGGAUUAAUUCUGGGAUCAAUAAUGGCAUGGAAAGCGGUAUCGGCCUGGAUCACCAAGCCAUGAACAUGAGCAGGCCACCACCUUCCCAAAGAGCAUCUCUCUCUAUGGGGCCAGGACCUGGGCAACCAGGAGGGCCACAGCAAAUACGGACCGUGGGAGACUUCCAAGCACUGCAGCGAGCGAACACGGAAAUGCCCAUGGGUGGGGCGAUGGAUUCUCUGAGGAUAAACACCCACUCAAUCGGCGGGAACCCAAUGGAUUACAACUCAUUACAGCAGCAGCAGCAGCAGCAGCUUGGGCAGGUCCAGCAUAGGUAGCAACGCUAGAACUGGGGAAGCCGGGGAGGCUUGAAUUUUCUUCGUAUCUACUCUGCUUUACUGUCUAAUCAUUGCGAAUCAAGCAACGCUUGACUGUUUUCGGGUCUUUUCUCUCUUUUGUUGUUGUUUUCACUUGACUACACAUAUACACGCACGCACGGCGCUCGGGAAACAUGGCUACACAUUGCUAGUCAUUCAAGCCUAGAGCUGCUUGUUUUCUAUGUCAUUGACUACUUAAGGCGUUCAAAAAGGGUGUUUGGAUCAUUUGGCUUCUUGCACAAGGAAUUGUUUUUAAGCAACGGUGGAUUGUAUGCUGAAAGGGUUUUCCCUGGUGGUAAUGGUGGGGGGAGGGGGAGGCUUUUUGACAUUUUUUCAACAUUUGGCUUUCCGAGGUGUAAAAAAGGCGAAAUAAGUGGGAAGCGAACAAAAGCCCAAAUACGUGUAGACAUUGGAUUUAUGGGUUUUUUGAAUGGUUGUACGGGUAUUUGGAUGUAUGAAGUAUUUGAUAGCUGGAAAAGGGAAAGGUAUUGUUUUUUUAUGCUUACUUGGUGUAUUUGCUCGUUUACAUUUGGAUUUUUACACUGUUCUAUAGGAAUUGGUUGGAUAAAAUUGGAUCACCUCUCUACGUCUUGCAAUUGAUACCUCCCGAUCAAAGAAGAGCAACUACACUAAGCGGCCGUUAGAUAAUAUAGUAACCUGGACC
Molecule: messenger RNA, 4281 nt
Organism: Neurospora crassa OR74A
Lineage: Eukaryota; Fungi; Ascomycota; Sordariomycetes; Sordariales; Sordariaceae
Gene: col-26
Product: fungal specific transcription factor
Exons: 2
Coding region: 1338-3578 (746 amino acids)
Biological process (GO): regulation of DNA-templated transcription; DNA-templated transcription
Molecular function (GO): DNA-binding transcription factor activity, RNA polymerase II-specific; zinc ion binding; DNA binding
Source: RefSeq, a predicted model, not a curated record